AUAAGUGUCGCUCUGGUUGCCAAGGAGCUUCAAGUGGAUUUUUCAAGUAUGAAGAAGGAGCCAGCUACAAAUACAAAUUGGAUGGUGCCACAGUCACCACGGUGGCUGGAGCACAGGGAGAUGUAAGCAAGGUCACCAUUACAGCUGAUGUCCAAGUGAGCGUCGCACCCCAGUGCUCCUAUGUCCUUAAGGUCGCCAACGUUCAGGUCAACGGACCUGACGGCAAGGCGUACAACGGACUAGGUGACCUGGAAGCACACCCGGUGAAGUUCAGUCUGAACGAUGGCCGCAUCGAGAACGAGGUCUGCUCGGAAGAGGGUGACUCACACGAGGCGCUCAACAUCAAGCGAGCCAUCAUCUCGCUCUUCCAGGCAUCCGUGCACAAGGACAGUGGUGUCACCACUCACUACGAGACUGAUGUGUUUGGCGUGUGCCCGACUGACUUUGAAUUCUCCAAGUCUGGCAACUCUCACCGCAUCAAGAAGACGAGGAACCUGAACCAAUGUGCGCACCGCGAAAUCCUCAACUUCCCAGUCAUCUCUGCUUCCUACAGUCUCAACUCGGCUUUCCAAUCAUCACCGAUUCUGUCGUCCAGUCUGAAGGUGGAACAGCAAAUCAAAGAUGGCGUCCUCGAGAGUGCCGUCAGUGACGAGAAGUACUACUAUCAGCCGCAUUUGUCCAUUGACUCUGGCGCCACUGUCGCUGUCAAGACUAAACUCACUUUUGUAUCCAAGGCCAAGGGAGCCAUUUCAGCCGCUGCUAACAAGCCAUCGACUCUGAUCUUCUCCGCACCCCUUCACAGUGACCCGUCCUGUUCGGCCGACACGAUUCAGAAGGCAUUGGCUGCUGCCGAGAGCUCGACCGAGCCACACAUCAGGCCAUCAGCUGCCUCCGACUUUGCCAACCUGGUUGAGGUCAUCAGUCGAGCCAACAAGGCAGACAUUGUCAGUGUAUACAAUGCGGCUAAGGGCAAGGAGACCUCCAAGAAACUUCUGUUGGAUGCCAUCACCCGUGCCAGCAAUGGUGACGCCGUUGAAGUCAUGGCAGAACUUGUCAAGGGCAACGAACUCUCCGAACUUCAAAAGGGAUUCUGGAUUCUCAACCUUGGAUUUGUCAAACAUGUUACCAAGGCCUCACUCAAGGCUGUCAUUCCUCUUCUUGACAACGCACCGCACAUCGCUUACCUGGGAAUCGGCUCCUUCGCCGGCCGUUUCUGCAACCUGCAUGAUUGCCAGAAUGUACCUGAAUUCAAGGAGCUGCUCUCCAAACUGGCCGCACCAGUCUUUGCUGGCUGCAAGGUCGAUUCUAUUGAGAACGAGAACAAGUUGAUCGCCAGCCUGAAGGGUCUUCACAACGUGCACCAUCUGACCGACGAGGUUGCCGGCAAACUGGCCGCCUGUGCUCAGGACAAGUCUGUCAAGACCAGAAUUCGUGUCGCUGCUUUGGAGGCUUUCCAGAGUGAUGCUAGCAAGAGCAAGAUCAGAGAAGCGUCAAUCGCCAUCUUGAAGGAUCUUUCCGAAGACUCUGAAAUCCGUAUCAAGGCCUACCUGUCACUGGUCGAGUGUCCAUGCAACAAGGUUGCUGACGUCAUCAAGAAUGUACUAGACAACGAGAAGAGCAACCAAGUUGGAAGCUUCAUAGUGUCGCACCUCCGCAACGUUCGCGCCUCGACCAACCCAGACAAGGCGCACGCCAAACACUUUUUGGGCGCGAUCCACACCGGCAACAAGUUCCCCAUUGAUGUGCGCCGCUUCUCCACCAAUCACGAGCUGUCUUACAGUUUGGACGCUGUCAACGUGGGUACAGCAGCCGAAGCCAAUGUCAUCUUCUCUGAGCAGUCGUUUGUGCCACGAUCGGUCAAUCUCAACCUCACCACACAGGUCUUCGGACAUGCUUUCAAUUUGUUCGAGGUUAACGCACGUUCCGAAAACAUCGACUACCUGCUGGAGAAAUACUUUGGACCGAAAGGCUACUUCCCCACUCACAAUCCGCACGACAUUUUUGACACGGUUGCCAAGACCUCCAAGUCGCUCGCCGACAAAAUCAAGGAAAGAUACGAGAACACCAUCAGACCCAAGAGGAGCAUUCAGGAGCAGACUUCUGCUUUCGCCAAGAACGUUGUUGUUGGCGGUGUUGAUUCUCACGACAAGAACCUGGACAUUGAUCUGUCGCUGAAGAUGUUCGGAGCCGAGGUGGGUUGGUACACCUACACCGGAAGCAGCAAGAAGUUCGACAUGUCAUUCAUUGACAACAUCUUCAACAAGGUUGACUCAUCACUCGACAAGGCUAAGAACUUUGACAUUGACUACAAGAAACACGCCACAUUCCUGGACGCAGAGGCAAUCUACCCGACCGGUCUGGGUUUCCCGCUGAAGGUGAGCACCCGAGGUAGCAGUGCCAUGCGACUCAAGGUCGACGGCAAGUUUGAUCUGCCCGCCAUGCUCAAGGACCCCAAGAACGCCAACCUCGACUUUGAACUUAUUCCCAGCGCUGCCAUCGAACUGAGCGGUCAACUGACCUUCGACGCGUACGUGGUGGAGUCCGGCGCCCGCAUUGCUGGUAACAUCCACUCGGCCACCGGGUCGUCGGUGAGUGUGCGUCUGCUCGAGGGCCGCGGCGUCGACGUCAAGUUCGGUCUGCCCGUCAAGAAGCAGGAGGUCGUCAACUUCAAGUCACACUACCACACUGUUAGCCGCGAGCGUGGACACAUGCGCGUCGAGACGCCUAUCAAGUUCAGCGCUAGAAAACAAGAAUACAAGGGCUGCUUCGACCAGCUGGAAGAGCUGAUUGGUCUGACUUUCUGCGGUGACGUCAGCUUCCCCUGGGACGGCAAGAAGGCGUUGAGCCCCGCCUACGGCACCACCACACUCUCCGCUCGCAUCGAGAAGGAUGACGACUCCCUCACCACAUACCACUUCAAGGCCUACUUGAACAACAAAGAUCCAAACAAGGCCGAAUUUGAAAUCCUUCUGGACACGCCCAACUCAAAGACUAACAGGAAGAUCUCGUUCAACCUUGACCUGGCUCAAGCACCCAACAAGCGUCUCAGUGCCGUUCUCACCUCACCAUGGAAGGCACUAUCGCUUGAAGGCCAAAUCACCAACACCGACAAGGAAGGCUCAGUUUUCGUGAAGAUCGUGCACGACGGAACCGAGUACUACGCCAAGGCCGGAGUCAACAUUGACGGAGACGAGAACCACAAGACGCUGAAACCCAUGCUCGAGUACAAGGCUCCCGAGUUCGAGAUGAAGAAGAAGGGUCUCAUUGGAUUCAAGGGAGGCAAAGCCGACAAGGGACAGAAGGCUGUGGCUGUUGAAGGUAUAAUCAAACUGGACAAGGACCCGGCCAGCGGUAAGCGCACCUACACUCUGCAAUCGGUGAAAGUGUCAACCGGUCGCAACCAGUUUGUGUUUGACGGCACCCUCGUGCAUGACGACACCCACCUUGACACCGAUCUGAAGGUGUCCGCCGACAAGGAAGUGUACAAGAUUGUGUCAAAGUUGGCGAAGACAAUCUCGGCCACUGAGAAGGCGGGCAGUGCCUACAUUGAGUUCACGCCCACUCAGAGUCCCGACCUUGGGUUGGUGGUUGACUGGAAGGGCAAGAAGACCCCCUACACUGUUGAGAACGAUCUGACCGUUGUUCACGGACACGACCCCAAGAGCACCGAAUCCAAGAUUACCAUCCACCAGUUCGUCAAGUUCUGCUUUGAGAAGGAGAAGCCAUUCGAAUUCGCCACCAAGAAUUCAG
This is a messenger RNA of Nilaparvata lugens (brown planthopper), 3750 nucleotides long. RefSeq names its product apolipophorins-like. Gene Ontology annotation, biological process: lipid transport. Gene Ontology annotation, molecular function: lipid carrier activity. The record is from RefSeq and is a predicted model, not a curated record. Lineage: Eukaryota; Metazoa; Arthropoda; Insecta; Hemiptera; Delphacidae.